AUGGCGACGUCGAUGCACCUGUCCCGACUCCGAAAAUGGAUCCUUGCAUCUCCGCCAAUCGAGUUCGCCUUAUCGAAACUCCGAGAGCUACUGGUUGGAGCGCUCAGGCAAGGACCGGUUCCACAGCAUGUCGCUUUCGUGAUGGAUGGAAAUCGAAGGUUUGCCCGGACGCAUGGGAUUGAAACUGUCGAGGGACACAACUUGGGGUUUGAAGCAUUGGCGAGGAUCCUCGAAGUUUGCUACCGGAGUGGAGUGAAGGCGGUCACGAUCUAUGCUUUCAGCAUCGAGAACUUUAAACGCUCAAAAUUCGAGGUGGACGCUCUGAUGGAAAUGGCCCGAGUAAAGCUGUCGCAGAUGGCCCAACAUGGCGAAAUCCUUGAUCGCUACGGUGCCAAGGUUCGCAUCUUGGGUCGACUGGACUUACUCCGACCGGAUGUGCUUGCUGCGGUGAAUAAGGCGGUCGAGAUGACAAGUAACAACGGCGACCGGAUUUUGAACAUUUGCUUCCCCUAUACAUCUCGUGAUGAAAUCACUGGUGCAGUCCGGGAUACGGUCGCCGAAUAUAGCCGGCCGCUGGAUCCGACUCACUCGGCAUCCGCUGGCCAGCGGACCCCAUUCUCGGAGACUCACAUCGCGUUGAAUAUCCGGGCACAGAAUAGCAAAUCAGAGGAUAGCGACAUUGACUCGUCGUCAGAAUCGCUGUCUCAGGGAGAAGAUGGGGCCCCUAAACAGGAUCGUUUGAACAAGGUCUACGAAUCGGGCUCGUCUUUCUCCUCCUCUACAACCCUACACCUGGGUAGUCAUCAAGACGGAACAAAUGGCAAGCCCGCCACAUCGGGGACAGACCGUCCCGUCUUCAAGUCCCCGGAGACCAUCACACGACAAACGCUAGCCGACCAUCUCUUUACGAAAGAUAGCCCUCCCCUUGACCUGCUAAUUCGUACGUCUGGCGUGGAGCGUCUCAGCGACUUCAUGCUAUGGCAAUGCCACGAAAAUACCGAGAUUGUCUUCCUCGAUGUCCUGUGGCCGGAAUUCGAUUUAUGGCAAUUUCUUCCGGUCCUAUUAGGGUGGCAACGGCGGAUUUCCAAGUCGCGCAAGAAUCCAGAGGCAGAAGGGAAUUUUGAUGGUGAAUCUUCCGAAUCUCCGGAAGAAGAGUCGGACGCUGUUGAGAAGGUCAAGAGCCUGUAG
Aspergillus tanneri is the source of this 1188-nucleotide messenger RNA. It is a transcript of the gene RER2, whose product is annotated as undecaprenyl diphosphate synthase family protein. Bases 1 to 1188 code for a protein of 395 amino acids. The transcript has 2 exons. The record is from RefSeq and is a predicted model, not a curated record. NCBI's taxonomy places the organism in Eukaryota, Fungi, Ascomycota, Eurotiomycetes, Eurotiales, Aspergillaceae. Gene Ontology annotation, cellular component: dehydrodolichyl diphosphate synthase complex; lipid droplet; membrane. Gene Ontology annotation, molecular function: ditrans,polycis-polyprenyl diphosphate synthase [(2E,6E)-farnesyl diphosphate specific] activity.